Messenger RNA from Sabethes cyaneus, 1875 nucleotides. RefSeq names its product potassium voltage-gated channel subfamily H member 1-like. The coding region runs from base 1 to 1875 and encodes 624 amino acids. The transcript is spliced from 2 exons. Gene Ontology annotation, biological process: monoatomic ion transport; transmembrane transport. The record is from RefSeq and is a predicted model, not a curated record. NCBI's taxonomy places the organism in Eukaryota, Metazoa, Arthropoda, Insecta, Diptera, Culicidae. Gene Ontology annotation, cellular component: membrane. Gene Ontology annotation, molecular function: monoatomic ion channel activity.
AUGAUACACGGUCAUCGGUGUCACCUGCGGCAUCAUUCCGGUACUCACCUCGCACCGGUACUGCCCGGUACGUCCAAGUGGGUCAAGUUGUGUCGCUUCGUCCGCUGCCAGUUGCUGGCAGACCAAGAUCAUCCGGAAACGAAGAACUAUCUCAAAAGCAAUGCGCAGAUUUGCAACGAAAACCGACGGCAGGUGUCCAGCUAUCCACCGUACGUGAUCCAUCCGUUCAGUCGAUUCCGGAAGCACUGGGACCUGGUGAUGUUUGUUACGCUGGCGUUGCACAUGCUGCUUCUGGCGUACGAUUUUACGUUUCUUAUCUUUCGUAAGGAGAGCUCCUACCAUGGAGCUAUUGUGUUCGACCUGUUUCUGUGUGCUGUUCUGACGGUAGAAAUAUGUUUGAAAUUUAUCACCGGAUAUGUUGUGACGGAUACCAACGAAAUCGUUCUGGAACCGCACCGGAUUGCGUUCAAUUACAUGAAGUCCUACCGGUUGGUCUACGACCUACUGGCAGUGUUGCCAUAUAUUAUUUUGCUGAACUACUUCAACCAUGGAUACUAUCAGUACAGGGUGACUGCUUAUCUUGUGUUUGUUACUUACCUGUAUGUGGUUAACAUUUUUAGAUUUCGAGAGAUUUUCGCAUAUUUUCAGACUCUACCGAGAAUUUUCCAAGUUAGCCAAAAGAAAAUCCUAAUAAUGAAAGUGGUAAUGAACACGGUCUACGUUCUGCACUGGAGUUCCUGUCUGCGAUACAUCCUGCCGGAGUUGUCGGCCGUGCUGGAACCCAACUCCGAAGACGUUUUAUCGCUUGGAAAUCCACUGUUUCGAACGGACAACUUUUCGGUUGGACGCUUCAUCGUCGACGUUCAUUGGAGACACUAUCGGAAUCAAAAUUUUCGUGACUAUCCCGUGGAUGGGGAACGAAUAAUCAUAAAUCCCCCUGAGUACAGCGAGUAUCUGCGGUUUUAUUACUUCAAUCGUCCUGCGGACGAACGACUGUACGAUCGGGAUUUCGUACUGUGGAAGCUCGACAAUGUUCGGAAAAAUUCGACCAUCGCAAACAGGUACCUGGCAAGCUUUAUGGCUACGUUGAAGCUCAGUCUGCAAGCCGGAAGAGACGACUCUGUUGGGUUGCACUUUGUUAACACCGUAUUAUCAACGUUCCUGCUGGUGGGGGGAUGGAUUUGGUUCACUUAUAUUAUGCUGAUUAUGGUUAGGACUAUCUUUUCAUCGGAGGUCUGUCAAACAAGAUUCGAGGAGCUGGUCAACGAGAUCAAGGCAUAUGCACUGAAUAAGCGGUUGAGUGGUUUUUUGGAAAGAAAGUUGCUGCGACACCUGGACUUCCGAUAUAGGAAGAACUAUUUCGAUGAGAAAGCGAUCGUACGGAUGAUGCCGGACAACUUCCGGAAGAAUUUACGGAUGGAAAUUCGUCGGAAAUUUUUGAAGAAUGUUGAACUCUUUGAAGAUCUUCCAGAAUCAUUGAUUGAAGACAUAGUGGAUUCUUUGAAGUAUGAAAUUUACUUGGAAAACGAUGUGAUAACUGAGGCAGGUACCAUAGGAGAUGCGUUGUACUUGCUGGCAAGUGGAACGGUCGCAGUCUAUUCCCGUGAGGGUACGGAGCUGGGGCACUUGUUCGAUGGCGCCCAUUUCGGGGAAAUAUCCUUGCUGCAGCCGGAUCACCAGAGAACCGCCACAAUUAUCGCAUUGGAAAACUGUGAAGUGUACCGGUUGUCGCAUGAGAGUUUUCAGCAACUGAUCGAACCUCAUUCGCCGUUGUUGCUCAAAAUGCACAAGUUAGCCGAAAAGAAGUUGGCCAAGGAGAUGCGAAAUGGAGAGAAUUUGUCCGAGGAGGAAUUGUAUGAUAACUUUUUGCAAUGA